UCUCAGGUGCCAGCUGCAGACCUGGCGGAGAAGGACGCCGGAGCAGAGAGCAUGAGGCCCUGGUGUCUGUGUCAGAUUUGCACCUGCGGACGGCAUCGUUGUCCACGUGGAAUCACAAGGGUUUAUGAACAUUCUGGCGUAUCUUGCCCCACGACAGAGUAUUUGGAAAAAUAUCCAAAAUAUGGUGAUGUUCUUCCACCUCAGAGUCUUAAACCAAAGCAAGAAUUUCAAGCUUACCGUGGUAGAAUGGAAGGAGUAACCACAUUUAAGUCAGAUUAUCGCCCUUAUGAAGUAGUCAAACAACCUCGCCACAUACCAGAAGAAUAUAAACCCAAACAGGGGGAUAUUGAUCUUGAUACUACCUACAAGCGAGAUUUUAAUCCUUACAAAGUACAGCCUGUGGUAAAAGUCCGGCCUGUGGAAAGACAACAAGUUAAAAGAGGAAAGUUGGACACUGUCCCAACUUAUAAAGAUGCUUAUAGAGCUUGGGAUAUUCAGAAAUGUGAACUUUGUAAACCAGAGCAAGCUUACCACCCCCCAGAUGUGAAAUUCGGAAACUCAACUACAUUUCAAGAUGACUAUGUUCCCCGGGAGAUAAAGCCUAGGCAAAGCUUUAAGCCCUGCUCUGUGCUCAAGUGUUCUGCAGGCCCUUUUAAUGGUGAUACAAGCCAUCGUCAAGAUUAUGUACCUCAUCAGCUAGAAGUCAAGUUUGCAAGGCCAAAGGAAGUUUAUAAGCCAACUGACCAGCCUUUUGAGGAUCUCACCACUCACCGGAAUGACUUUCAGGGUCUUUCUGGUGAAACUGCAAAAAUCUGCAGACCUUCCUAUACUAGAGUGACCCAAAGCACUCAGUUUAAAGGAAGCACUGAAUUCCGUGACAGCUUCCAACCAUGGGAACUCCCACCUCCCCCAGUCAAGAAAGUAGCAGAGUAUGUGCCCCCUUCAGGAAGCAUGCAGUUAAACAGCACCAGCCACCUUGACUAUGUUCCCUAUCAGACCAGCCGUGUGGUUGCCAUUAGGCCAGUUUCUCACAGAAGGAAAAGCAGUUUUCCUUUCCAAGGAAAAAGCACCAUGAAGGAAGAUUUUCCAGCAUGGGAAAGUUGUCGUCAAGGUCUUAUUAAGCAGCAGCAACAGAUUCCCAACCCAUCUGGAAAAUUUGAUGGUUUGAGCACUUUCAGAUCUCACUUUGUGCCACAUGAAUUGAUUCCAACAGAGAGCUGCAAACCUUCGAAUGCUGCUCCUAAGAGUUCAGUUCCACUUGAUGAUGUCACCAUGUACUCUAUACACUACACACCGAAGAAACAAGAGAUCUGCCCUGCUAGCUAUCCUUUUCCUCCAGGUUAUAUAUUUGAAAAUACAAAUUCCCAAGGACAUAAAUUCUUUCGCAAGAUUAGUCCUGCAGUGGAAGCCUUGUAG
Psammomys obesus (fat sand rat) is the source of this 1416-nucleotide messenger RNA. RefSeq names its product stabilizer of axonemal microtubules 2 (gene Saxo2). Bases 52 to 1416 code for a protein of 454 amino acids. Gene Ontology annotation, biological process: microtubule anchoring. The record is from RefSeq and is a predicted model, not a curated record. Gene Ontology annotation, cellular component: centriole; sperm flagellum; cytoskeleton. The transcript has 4 exons. Lineage: Eukaryota; Metazoa; Chordata; Mammalia; Rodentia; Muridae. Gene Ontology annotation, molecular function: microtubule binding.